UCCCCUCCCACACAUGCUGAAAGCCCAGCCUUGCCUGUGGCCGGGCAAGCGCUCGGGGCACUUAUCUGGCGGCCAAACGUCAUGACCAGGCUUCGCUCGCCGAGCGCUUCCACUCCCCCCUGUGUGUCUGCUAUCGACGCAGCUGCAGACAGGAUACGGGAGGAGACGGGGCUUCACACGCAUGCCGAGAGGCGGAAACUUGAGUGGGCGGCCGACAAGCAGCUGGGGGGCACCGUCAUCCUGGUGCUGUACCUGACAUUUGCCAUGAAGCUGCGCAGCCUGCUGACGCCGCCGCCCUCGCCGGCCGUCGCCGCGUCGCUGCUCGCCUACUGCGCCGCCUGCUUGGCCACCAUCGCGUGGCGACGGAGCGGCUGGACCACCAGCUACAUGCGCUGGCGCGAAGGGCUGGCCACCCUGCUGCGCCUCACCGCCUGCGGCCUGGGUGCCUGGACUGUGCUCACCGGCCGGCUGCUGGAGGCGGUGCCGCCCACGGCGGCGGCAGGGGCGGCGGCCCACCUCGCGCUCAUCGUGUUUGCCUGCGGGGGCCCAUCCUGUAUCAGCCACGCCCUUGCCUGGCGCAUGCGGUUCUGGCUGAGCGCGGCCACUCAGACCUUCCUUGUUGGGACCAUUCUGCGGCACCACCCCACCUUCUGCUCCGUGCCUGCGCUGGCCAGCCCCGCUGCGCAGGCGCACACCCACCGCCUCUACUCGCUGCUCAGCACGCUGGCCUACACCCUGCCGCUGCCGGUGUCGGCGUUUGUGCAGCCCGACCCAGAAGCCGAGUGCCAGACCGUGCUGGGCUUCCUGCACAUCGCCAUCGGCCUGCUGGCACCGCUGGUGUGCGAGGCGCUGGCCGAGGCGCGCCUGUUCCGCCAGCAGCAGCGGCGCCGGCGGGCGCUGGGGCUGCCCGCGGAGCGCGGCAUCGAUGCCUCCAUCUUCGGCGCCGUUGGCUUCCUGGCCGACGAGGGCAGCGGGCUCUUUGUGGCGGCCAUCGUGUGGGUGCUGCUGGCGGUGACGUGGGACUGGCUCGCCCUCUUCUCCAUCCCUGCGGAGCAGCGCGCCUGGCAGGGUGCACGCGGCUGA
Molecule: messenger RNA, 1083 nt
Organism: Chlorella variabilis
Lineage: Eukaryota; Viridiplantae; Chlorophyta; Trebouxiophyceae; Chlorellales; Chlorellaceae
Exons: 3
Coding region: 82-1083 (333 amino acids)
Source: RefSeq, a predicted model, not a curated record